AUGGAAGAUGUCAGGAAAGAAUCAAAAGUCAUAUAUGAUGAAUUUAAGUUGAUAAGUGGCAAAAAUGAAUCACAAAAGAGACAGUUAUCUAAAGUAAAAAAUAUUCUGAAAAAGAAGCAAAAUGUUUUUUUUAACCACUUAACUUAUUUUCUGGCUGCUGGUGCUGUUACUUUGGGAAUUGGUUUCUUUGCUUUGGCAUCAGCUUUGUGGUUCCUGAUUUGCAAACGAAGAGAAAUAUUUCAAAAUUCCAAAUUUAAAGCUACUGAUGAGAGAUGCAGGCAAAGAUCAUUAAAGGGAAAGAUUAAAAAUCAUUCUCAGUGUAUCUUUAUUUCUCGAAAUUUUCAUACUGGAGGAUUCCAAUCACAGGAGGAGCAAAGAAAAAAGGAAACAGCACAUAUAAAAGUAAUAAAAGAUCACUCUAAAGAUGAAUUCUGCCUUGCAACAAAAAAGGUCAUUUGUGACCCCUCAGAGACUAGCUUGGCAACACAUCCCAGCAGUGUUACCUUAAGCUUAUCAACACUACCAUCUGAUUCUUAUUACAGCCAAAGUAUAGAAGCAGCUGAUGACUGGUUUUCUGAUGAUACUCUAGCAAAAAAGAGCUCUCCAAUUCCUUUUCUCAGGGAACCUCUAAUGGAAAAAGUAUUUUCAUACCUGUCAACAAUUUCAUUAGAAGAUUGUACUGAAAAUGUACUGAACAUGACACUUUAUGAUGAUCAGAAAGAUGACAGCAUUAAGGAAAUAUUUUCACGAAGAAAUACAGAGGUUGAAAUACAAAACCUUCAACAUAAUAUUGAAUGA
Molecule: messenger RNA, 798 nt
Organism: Neomonachus schauinslandi (Hawaiian monk seal)
Lineage: Eukaryota; Metazoa; Chordata; Mammalia; Carnivora; Phocidae
Gene: C4H1orf185
Product: chromosome 4 C1orf185 homolog
Exons: 5
Coding region: 1-798 (265 amino acids)
Source: RefSeq, a predicted model, not a curated record